Messenger RNA from Venturia canescens, 5061 nucleotides. RefSeq lists its product as uncharacterized. The transcript has 3 exons. NCBI's taxonomy places the organism in Eukaryota, Metazoa, Arthropoda, Insecta, Hymenoptera, Ichneumonidae. The coding region runs from base 571 to 2460 and encodes 629 amino acids. The record is from RefSeq and is a predicted model, not a curated record.
UGUAACCGCGCGAUGUGAGCGAGUGUGCGACCCUAGUGAAUCAAGUGCGGCGUUCGAAUCGGAUUACACGAUGUCCCCGACGUCUAGAGGACUUUAACGAACUUAGCGAGUAAUGACCGAAACGAAGCGGUCAAUAGUCAUAGUCACAAUUCAUUCAUUCCUUUUUUUUCUCGUUUUUUCUCCUCUUGGGGAGAACUCACAACAUUGUUCUAGUUUACAUUAUACAAUCGGAAAGAGAGAUAAAUACAGUAUGCCUCCCUUAGCGUCGCAAUUACGGCGCGGGAUAAAGUGUGGCACGAGAGUAAACAACGACGAGUGAUCAUCAUGAGAACUUAAUCAAGGGACCUCCGGGUGGCCUCAACGUGUUUGGACGCUCUCGAGGACGAGCGCGAGGUAGCGUGGGCGAGUGAUAAUGAAAACCUGCGGGCCGAGCUCUAUUAUUACCGCGCAUCACUCCAGCGCAUAGGUGUCGCGCCGACAGGCGCCUGGGGCGACACUGCCUCACGUGAGACAACGUUGCCGAACGAGAAAGGAGUAGUGCGUUUCGGGUCUCGGCAAGAGAGGACACGUAUGGCCUUGAGGUUCCGGUUGUGUGUGCGACAAGGACACGUAGUGAGUGGGUCGUAUCUGGGUGUGGGUGGCGGUUCCGUGGCACCGACGGUUUGUCCGACGGUAUUCGCUAUGUGCAAAGGGGCGUCAAAGUGGGGGAAUAAGACUCACAGCGCUCGGGGUGGUCACAUCGUGCGAUUUUUGCACUUAAGUUUGACGUUAUUUGUCAUUGCAAGAGUAUCAAAUAUCAUUUUAAGUGUUAUAAUGGCAUCAAAAAAGGUACCCGGGUGUACUUGUUGCGUAGUUGGUUGCAAGAACAAUUCAUUGAAUGCACCAGACACGCAUUUUUACGUAUUUCCGAGUGCGCCGCACAAAAAGCCUCAACGAGAUAAGUGGAUCAAAGCGGUUAACAGAAAGAGUUUGGAUAGCUCUGAAUGGCGACCAAAAAAGCACACUCGCAUUUGUAGUCAACACUUCAUAGGCAGUAAUAAAUCGGACCAUCCGUUGAGUCCAAGUUUUGUUCCAUCAAUCUUUCCAAAUUCCCAAAAUGGAAAAAAUGAAGAAAAAACUUUUGCAAGCGCAGUACGAAGGUUUGAUCGGAGUCUUCGACGUCAGAUAAAAUCAAGAAGCAAGCAAUCUUCCAAUCCAAGAGCGGAAGGAUCCGGAACCCAGAAUUUUGAAAAUGAAGAGUUAUCACUAUCAAACAAGCUGAGCGAUCAUUCAACAUCUUUGCGAACGGAUCAAGAAACUCAAGUAGAUUUUCUGGAGCUGUCGUCUACUUCUUUUACAUUUGUGUAUAAUCAUCAUGCAUCAACAAAACCCUAUUGCAGCGAAGCUGGAGUACAAGUUAGCAUCCCGCUGGUUAUAAGUAAACAAAAUUACAGUUCCGCUGGGAAAGAAAAGAAGGAUUCAUGUUGUGGAACCGAUAUAGUUCAGAAAGAUGUUUGUGUCGGACCAGACACUGUAAAUAAAAAUCUGCAAGUAAAAUGUGAUUCAGGGUUCCAUGGAUUUUCUUCUAUCACCAGCAAUCAAGAGUUACUUGAUCUCGCUGGUGUAACAUUUGACACUUUUAAUUUAUUGUUAAAAGUUUUAGAGCAGAACCGAUUGAAUAAUCCAAAAAUACUCAACGAUUCAAGAACACCAUUGAGGGAUCAGCUAUUGAUUUUUUUAUUAAAAAUGAAAUGUGGGAUUACAUUCUCGGCAUUGAGUGUUCUUUUUAAGGUGCAUAGAACCACGGCUUCUAGAAUUUUUUUCUUCCUUUUACGUCAUUUAGCCCAUUCUUGUAAAAAUUUUGUGAUUUGGCCCUCUAAAAAAAUUGUGCAGUCCACAAUGCCUACGGAUUUUAAAGAAAAUUACGGAAACUGUCGCGUUAUCAUUGACUGCACAGAGUUCAGAGUAGAACAACCUUGUACAGUUGAACAUCGUGUACACUUGUAUUCACAGUAUAAAAAGGGUUUCACAGUAAAAGUUUUAAUUGGAUGUACACCCGGCGGCUACAUUUCAUUUGUCUCGAAAUGUCAUGGAGGAAGAACGACUGAUGCGCAAAUAACCACUGGAAGUGAAUUUUUAGAAUUACUCGAACCAGGUGAUGUAGUUUUAGCUGACAAGGGCUUCCCAGGAGUAAAAACAGCAUUAGAUGCAAGUGGCAAAGGAACAUUACUUGUAAUGCCACCGUUUCUCCAUAACAAUCAUUUUUCUGCUGAAGAAGUUGCUGAAACGUAUAAAAUCGCUCGCCACAGAAUUCAUAUCGAGCGGAUUAUGCAAAGAAUUAGGAUAUACAAAAUAUUGGACAAAUUGUCUUUGAGAAUGCUACCGCAUUGUGACGACAUAGUUUUCAUGUGUUGUGUCUUGGUUAAUUUACAGCCUCCGAUUUUGAAACCAAGUGACGAUGAAGAAACUCUUCAAAAGUAAAAUUUCGUGUAAUAAUAAUUGACAAUAAUAUAAUUGUCAAACAUGUUAAAUUUCAUGACGAAUUGUAAAUACAUUAAAAAAAAAAUACAAACAGUUGUUGUUCAAUAAACUCCGGAUGUUUUUCUUGUACCAACGCGAUUUCUUUAAUUUUAUUGCAUGUUAUUUCAUGUUACAGCAAAGUCUUUGGUUAGUUACUCAGUAACAGAUUACAAAAAAUACGAAAAACCGAAAUAAUUUUGUUGCAUUAUAUCACUAGAUUUUUGAAUGUAUGCAUAAUACUUAUUCUGAACUAUUUUCUCAUCACAGUUCAAGCCUUACACAUUAUAUAAAUAAAACUAUCAGGUAAUAUUUUUCUCUCAUAUUGAACUUUCUAAAAAUAUAUCUUUGGGUGAUACAAUAUAAAUAUUUUUGUUUGGUUUGAUAACAGCUUUACGUCGAGAAAUGAAGCUAUUUUGGGUUGAUAUUUUCUUUGUCGCUUUCACACAAUUUUUGUAAAUAGUGGUUGAAGUAAAAUGAAUGUAGUUUCGGUAUCAAACCUUUUAAAAAGGAAUCAUCUCUUGACACAGGAACAACACAACCUUCCUUUGGUGACCAUACAAACAAAUCACAAUGUGACAAUCCUGUUACGUACAUUUGCAUUUGGCACUGUGUAUAGUAUUGGUGUGUUGAUUUCAAUUCUACGUUAUUAUUCACAUCAACCAAAUAUGGGACAUUGAAAGUGUUUAAGAUUUUAUCAUAAACGGGUACAUUUUUGCACGAAUAAGGACACUUGAUCUCUACUAAUUUCGUUAUACAUCCAUCUUCUAUCACAACUCCGUCAGGAGACGCACUUAACCAUGGCUGAGCCUGUAAAACAACUGUACCAAUGAUUAAAACCUGAACAUUUAAUAAUGUUUCAUAAUGCUCUCGAGCAAUUUUUUCCAUUUUUUGGCCAUAUUGCAUCGCGGCGUACGAUUUAGUGUGAACUACAUUUAAAAAAGCCUCUAUCAUCUUAACAAGAUUGCGUUUUGUUCGUGUUUUGAUUGCGUGAGCUUUACUACUCGCAGUUAUUCUGAGUUUUCUAGCCAUGAACCAAUCAAAGCAAUUGCUUUGAUCAACAGUUCUAAUGCACAGCUCAAUGAUUUCUUGUUGACUUAAUUGAAUAUAUUUUUCAUAAAAAGAUUUCACUGCGAUGCUUGAAAAGAAACAUUCUUGGACGUAUAAUUCACUCUCUUCUGCAAAUAUGAUUAAAUUCAUAACGCAAGUUUCCCAAGAUAGCUCAUUAUUUAAUGAAGUUAACCGAGUUACGUUACAUAACAUCGUUUUCUCAUUAAUCGCAUUGUCUUUCAGACGCUCUUCAGCGGCUAAGAUCAAACCCAAUGCACAAGGGUGCGUUACAUCGGAUAAUUGCACUACAUACGGAGAAGCGUCUACUAGUUUCAUGACGUUUUUAGUUUUAAACUGCUCCGUGAUGAUAAUUCCUUUCGCAUACAUUUCUUUCCCGAGUUGAUUUCUCGAAGGCCUUCCCCAUUUUUGGUUCAAGCUCGUUUGUGUUGCACUUCGAUCCGAAUUAAUAUAACAUAUCAAAGCGCAAAUAUGUUUACAUUUUUUCCCAGCGGCUGAUACACAAUCGCACUCGACGUUUGUUAUAUUGCGAUUAUUGUCAAUCUAAAAAAAAAUAAGUAUUUAUGAGCGUGCGAAUUAGCUGUAAGAAAUAUAAAAUUAGCAAUUAGCAUUAGCAAAUAUCUGUUAAUGAGAUGUAAAUGCGAGUAUAUAAAUAAAAAAGUUUAACAUUAGGAAUAUCAUUUUCAAGUAAUAUUAUAUAGUGAAUAAAUCAGGAAUUUAGAAGAAAUAUCUUACCUCUAAUUGCACCUUAUAUGGAGGUAAAGUAACAGAAGUCUGGCGGAUUACGUUACACCGUAUGAUGGAUGAAUUUAUUUCGUGGUAGAAACAUUCUUCCACCUGGACCACGUGCGUUGAUGUGAGGGCAGAACCUUUUUUUAAUGUUGCUGGAUUAAAGUCGAUAUAAUGUUUGAUUGUCUGGAACCCUAUCCGUAGACAUAAAUCCAUGACUAAGUAGCUGCAGACACACAUCGAGGUUAUGGUUAGCUGUCAAUAUUCAAUAAGCAAAAAUCACAUGAAAGCAGCCCUUGAAAAGCAAAAAAGGUACUUACUUUUUUUAUUGAAAAGUGCCAGAAUCUUUUUUGUUUUACUAAUUUGCUUGACAUUCACUACUUUUUUAAAUAUUGCACUCUAAAUAUUUAUUUGCUCAAUUUCCCCAUACAAACGAACGCAGUGGCCGGCGUUACGAAAGUAUACAUAAUUCUCACAACUGCCACUAGCAGCGCUGCCCUCCCUUUGCACAUAGCGAAUAGGCUGUGUACCUGUUGCAUUAGGGCCACGCGCUCGGUAUACUGACUCUAAAUAGUGUACGCGUCUGUGUGACCGUCCGCCAUCUUGCGAAGCGCCGAGUCGCCACGCGGUACGCGAGGCGUCUUCUCCGAUUCACAUCGCAGCUCCGAUUCUCUCUCUCUCGCGAUGAAAUUCUACUAUGUCAUCUAGGCAUUCUAAUCCAACCUUUAUAUUAUGUAAUUUAGCAAAUAAACUACUGAUUUUCACGUA